Messenger RNA from Suncus etruscus (white-toothed pygmy shrew), 1971 nucleotides. RefSeq names its product solute carrier family 26 member 7 (gene SLC26A7). Bases 1 to 1971 code for a protein of 656 amino acids. Gene Ontology annotation, biological process: transmembrane transport. The transcript is spliced from 18 exons. NCBI's taxonomy places the organism in Eukaryota, Metazoa, Chordata, Mammalia, Eulipotyphla, Soricidae. The record is from RefSeq and is a predicted model, not a curated record. Gene Ontology annotation, cellular component: membrane. Gene Ontology annotation, molecular function: chloride transmembrane transporter activity; bicarbonate transmembrane transporter activity; oxalate transmembrane transporter activity.
AUGACAGGGGCAAAAAGGAAAAAGAAAAGCAUUUUCUGGAACAAGAUCCAUAGUCUACACUGUGAAGAUAUUAAGCUGUGGUGUAAAAGGCGCCUACCUAUUUUGGAAUGGGCACCGUAUUACAAUCUGAAAGAAAACUUGCUUCCAGAUACAGUGUCUGGAAUAAUGCUGGCAGUUCAACAGGUAACGCAAGGGUUGUCCUUUGCCAUACUCUCAGCUGUGCACCCAGUUUUUGGUUUAUAUGGGUCUUUAUUUCCUGCUGUUAUUUAUGCCAUAUUUGGAAUGGGACGACAUGUUGCUACAGGUACGUUUGCCUUGACGUCCUUAAUCUCAGCCAAUGCAGUGGAACGGCUUGUUCCUCAGAACAGUUACAACAUGACCAGCCAGAGUAACACAAGUGUGCUAGGGUUAUCUGAUUUCGAGAUGCAAAGAAUUGGUGUUGCUACAGCUGUUUCCUUUUUGGGAGGUGUGAUUCAGGUGGCCAUGUUUGUGCUUCAGUUGGGCUGUGCCACAUUUUUAGUCACUGAGCCUGUGAUCAGUGCAAUGACAACUGGAGCCGCCACACACGUUGUGACUUCACAAGUCAAGUAUCUCUUGGGAAUAAAAAUGCCAUAUAUAUCUGGACCACUUGGAUUCUUUUACAUUUAUGCAUAUGUCUUUGAAAAUAUCAAGUCUGUUCGUCUGGAGGCAUUACUUCUAUCCUUGCUGAGCAUUGUUGUGCUUGUUCUGGUUAAAGAACUGAAUGAACAGUUUAAAAGGAAAAUUAAAGUUGUCCUUCCUAUUGAUUUAGUUCUGAUUAUUGUUGCAUCAAUUGCUUGUUAUUACUCCAACAUGGAAGACACAUAUGGCUUAGAAGUACUUGGUCACAUUCCAAAAGGGAUUCCUCCGCCUAGAGCCCCUCCUAUGAACAUCCUAUCUGCAGUCCUCAGGGAGGCAUUUGGAUUUGCACUUGUAGGCUAUGUGGCUUCCCUGGCUCUUGCUCAAAGAUCUGCAAAAAAUUUCAAAUAUUCAGUUGAUGACAAUCAGGAGUUUUUGGCCCAUGGUCUCAGCAAUGUGAUCGCCUCAUUUUUCUUCUGCAUACCAAGCGCUGCUGCCUGGGGGAGGACUGCCUGCUUAUACAGCACAGGAGCCAAGACACAGGUGGCUUGUUUAAUUUCUUGUAUUUUUGUCCUGAUAGUCAUCUAUGCAGUAGGACCUCUACUUUACUGGCUGCCCAUGUGUGUUCUUGCAAGCAUUAUUGUCGUGGGACUGAAGGGAAUGCUAAUCCAGUUUCGAGAUUUAAAAAAAUAUUGGAAUGUGGAUAAAAUCGAUUGGGGAAUAUGGGUCAGUACAUAUAUAUUUACAAUAUGCUUUGCUGCUAAUGUGGGACUGCUGUUUGGUGUUCUGAGCACCAUAGCUAUCGUGAUUGGUCGCUUUCCAAGAGCAAAUACACUGAAUGUUAAAAACAUAAAAGAAUUGGAAUUUAAAGUGAAGACUGAAACAGAUGGUGAAACUCUGCAGCAAGUGAAGAUUAUCUCCAUAAACAAUCCACUUGUUUUCCUAAAUGCAAAGAAGUUUCAGAUGGAUAUAAUGAACAUAAUUCAGAAAGAGAAUGCCAGCAACCAGCCACUUGAUGAUAUCAGCAAGUGUGAGCAAAAUACAUUGCUCAAUUCUCUCUCUAAUGGCAACUGUAAUGAAGAAGCUUCCCAGACCUGCACAAAUGAGAAGUGUUCUUUCAUCUUGGAUUGCAGUGGAUUGACAUUUUUUGACUCUUCUGGAAUUUCUGUCCUCGUGGAGGUUUACAUGGACUGUAAAAGCAGGAGUGUUGAUUUAUCAUUAGCUCACUGCACAGCCUCCUUGGUAAAAGCGAUGAGCUACAGUGGAAAUCUAGACUCAGAGAAACCAAUUUUUUUUGAAUCUAUAUCUGCCGCAGUAUGUGGUGUCCAUUCAAAUAAGAAUUUGAGCAAACUUAAUGACUGCAGCGAAGUCUGA